Molecule: messenger RNA, 897 nt
Organism: Lentinula edodes (shiitake mushroom)
Lineage: Eukaryota; Fungi; Basidiomycota; Agaricomycetes; Agaricales; Omphalotaceae
Exons: 5
Coding region: 1-897 (298 amino acids)
Source: RefSeq, a predicted model, not a curated record
AUGUCGUCGACGAUACAACCAUCUCAUACGUCUGCAACUGAGAUUAAAAAGAAAAGAAAAGCCGAAACUCAAGCAGCGUAUAGAGCACGGCAUGCCAAGUACAUUUCAGCUCUCGAAAAAACAGUCGCUCAUCUUGAAUCAAUGUCCUCAUUACUUCAAUAUCGCUGGGAAAAAGCGGAAAACGAGGCUGAGGGAUUUCAGCGAGAAAACUUCAAACUGAAAGAAGCCCUUGAGCUGAAGCAGCGAGUCUCAUCCAAGAGAGGCCGUGGCCUUGAAACAAAGGUUCUAUCUUACGUGCCGCCACCGUCACCGUCGUUCCUUACCCGCGAUUUCACACGUCUUGCAAGUCCCCACUCCUCAGUUUCUCUGCCUUGCCCAUUCGACCAUAGUCACCCGGCCUGCUCGUUGACCCAUCCUCGAUCGGAGCUAUCACCGACUCGAAGCAUGAGCUGUCACCAUUUGACAUAUGCUUCGUCCCUUGCCACUCCUUACGACGCACAUCCUCUUCUUUCCUUCACCGACAAAGAUAUUCAUAUUCCUCAGGAAUCAUCGGACUGUAGACGUCGUUUCAAUGACUGUGUUGCUAGGCUUGACAUACACCGCGGCGUUUCCGAUACCAAGGCUGGAAGUCUGCGAUCUAAUACUGAUGCGAACCGGUCAACAGCAAGCGAAUGUAGCUCCUGGCGUAGCAGUCAUUCUUAUAGCAACAAAUAUGAGACAUUUCCGUUGCAUACAGUAGCACCGACACCUCAUGAUCGAAGCCCUGAAUCUGAUAUAGUCUUCUCCUCAGGAUUGUUAGAUGUGAUCAGAAACUCUGCAUUUGGCUCCACUAAGAGAAGGAAGGUCGAAAUUUUCAGAGCUGACAGUCCGAAACAACCAAUGCAAGGAGAUGACUGA